AUGCCGAAAGAGGCCCCUGAAGAAGAAGAGCAAGAGGUUGAGUAUGAAGAAGAGGAAAAGCCCAGGCCAAAACUGACUGCUCCUAAAAUACCAGAGGGUGAGAAAGUAGACUUUGAUGACAUCCAAAAGAAGAGGCAGAACAAAGACCUGAUUGAACUGCAAGCCUUGAUUGACAAUCACUUCGAGGGCAGGAAGAAGGAAGAGGAGGAACUGCUUGCCCUGAAGGAAAGAAUUGAGAAACGCAGAGCCGAAAGGGCAGAACAACAAAGAAUCCGGGCUGAGAAUGAGAAGGAGCGUCAGGUCAGGCUUGCGGAGGAGAAGGUAAGAAGAGAGGAAGAAGAUGCUAAGAGAAGAGCUGAGGAUGACCUGAAGAAAAAGAAGGCUCUGACCUCCAUGGGUGCCACAUACAGCAGCUAUUUGGCAAAGGCUGACCAGAAGAGAGGAAAGAAGCAGACUGCUAGGGAAAUGAAGAAGAAGAUCUUGGCAGAGAGGCGCAAAACACUAAACAUUGACCACCUGAAUGAAGACAAGCUGAGGGAUAAGGCCAAGGAACUGUGGGAUUGGUUAUACCAGCUGGAAACUGAAAAAUAUGAAUUUGGAGAGAAGAUGAAGAGUCAAAAAUAUGAGAUCACCACCCUCAGGAACCGGAUUGAUCAGGCCCAGAAGCAGCAUGCAUCUGUUUCACAGCAGGAGGCAGCAAGAAAGCAGGAGCCAAGGGCAAAGUUGGAGGGCGUUGGAAGUAAAGAAACAAGAGGUGACUGCAGGCAGGAUCAUCCCCGGUGGUGUGGCUAAACAUUGCUAGCCUCCCCCUAACCCCUUCACAAAUCAAUUUCACUCCCAUGCUUGAGCAAAACUACAACACCAGCCUGGAUUGCCUACUCCUUUUUUAAGGACUCCAGCAGUGUCCUGAACCAAAAGGAAGGAGGUUCCCGUGGAACAGAGAUGACUCCCUGCUGGCACCUUUCCUGCUUCAUGUGCCCUUUGUUUUCCUGAUGCCCGCCUUCUGCUCCGUAGAUUGCUAUGUAUGACUCUCUGGAUUUUGUAAAUAAAGUGUGAUCGAUACCUUCUUCAAUUAUA
Molecule: messenger RNA, 1077 nt
Organism: Caretta caretta (loggerhead turtle)
Lineage: Eukaryota; Metazoa; Chordata; Testudines; Cheloniidae
Source: RefSeq, a predicted model, not a curated record